Messenger RNA from Sebastes umbrosus (honeycomb rockfish), 4611 nucleotides. RefSeq names its product coronin 7 (gene coro7). Bases 96 to 2870 code for a protein of 924 amino acids. Gene Ontology annotation, molecular function: protein binding. The record is from RefSeq and is a predicted model, not a curated record. Lineage: Eukaryota; Metazoa; Chordata; Actinopteri; Perciformes; Sebastidae. The transcript has 28 exons.
UCUCUCUCUCUCUCUCUCUCUCUCUCUCUCUCUCUCUGCUGAGUUACUACAGACACACAACCGGAAGGCACGAAAAGUCAACUCUAGAGAGCAGCAUGAAUCGCUUUAAGACCUCCAAAUUCAAAAACACCACUCCGAAAAUUGCCAAGAAAGAUGGAUGGAUCAACAACGUCCGAGCUGGUUCCUUCUCCUGCCAGGGGAACCACAUCAAAGCGAGCUCCAAGCUUGUGGCCUUCAACACCGAGCAGGCUGGUGGCGGUAUGCUGGGCCUGACCUCAGUCAAACCUGGUUCAGAUGGCCAAUGGACAGUCACGCAGAUUUCCUGCCAUUCUGAUCUGGUGACUGAUAUGGACUUUUCUCCUUUUGAUGAAAGUCUCCUGGCAACAUGCUCUGCAGAUGAAACGGUGAAGCUGUGGCGUUUGUGCGAUCCAGAGCUGCAGCAGCCCAGCAGUCCCGAGCUGACCCUGCGUCCAAGCCGGGGCAGGGUGGAGCUGGUGCUUUUCCACCCCACCUCCUCCGGCGUGCUGGCUGUGGGCGCCACCAAGUCCCCCCUGAUCUGGGACACCAGCCGCCAGGAUACACCGCUAGCAGUUCUGGAGCAGCACGGUGACCAGCUGCAGAGUCUGAGCUGGAAACAGGACGGCUCCCUGCUGGCUUCCUCCUGCAAGGACAAGAUGCUGCGAGUGUUUGACCCCAGAGCCCAGCUGACACCUGUUCAGAGCGCCAAGAGUCUUCAGAACAACAAGGAUUCACGCAUCCUGUGGGCCAAAGAAGACUUUUUAAUCACCACCGGCUUUGAUAUGAUGCGUAGCCGGGAGGUGAGGCUUUGGGACAGCAGGAAGCUGAGCUCUUCGGUCAGAUCGGCGACGCUCGGCUCUUCCAGCGGGACGGCGAUCCCUCUGUUUGAUGAGGACACUAGUCUGCUCAUACUGGCUGGCAUGGGGGACACCGUGGUUGAUUGCUUUGAAGUGUCUACGUCUGAGCCUUUCCUCUCUCAAGUGAGCCACUGUCUGACGGACACCUCAACACGAGGAGUUGCCAUGGUACCCAAGCUGGCGUUGGAUGUUAUGUCCUGCGAAGUGAUGAGUGUGCUUCAGCUGACCGACACCUGCAUCGUGCCAAUCAGCUAUCAAGUCCCUCGCAAGCGUUCAAACUUCCAGGAGUUUCAUGAAGAUCUGUUCCCAGAUACGGUGGGCUCAACUCCAGCCAUGUCUGCUGAGGAGUGGUGGGAGGGAGGGAACAAGCAGGUGGAGAAAGUCAACCUCAACCCAGACAAACAUCCCAAACCAAAGGCUCUACCAGUAAAGAAGGAGCUGCCCAGUGGGGGGAGCAAGGAGGACCCGGCACGUGGCUGCUCCACCUCCAGUAGUCCUCUGAGCACUCCCAGCAGCAGCGCUGCCCCGUCCCGCUCUCCCUCCUCCACCUCCGGCCUCUCCUCAGGCUUCCUCCCCAGCCCCAGCCAGAGCGUCAAGGCCAUCCAGAACCUGAUGGGGCCGACCUCCAAGUUCCGUCACAUCCAGGGUGCAGUGAUGCACCGGGACACACACUUCACCAACCUGCGUGGCAUCAACCUGACGACUCCAGGCGAGUCUGACGGCUUCUGUGUCAACCGCCAACGCAUGGCAGUGCCCCUCGCCAUCUCCGGGGGCCAGGUCGCCGUUUUUGAGCGCUCUCAGCCUGGCAGGCUACCAGACACCGCCCUGUUCACCAUCCAAAACUCUGUCAAUGUGAUCGACCUCUGUUGGGACCCCUUUAACACGCAGCGGCUUGCUGUGGCUGGUGAUGAUGCAAAGAUCCGGGUGUGGCAGGUACCAGAGGGAGGGCUGACAGAGACCCUGACUGAGCCUGAGGUCAUCUUGCAAGGCCACACGGAGAAGAUUUACUCCAUCAAGUUCCACCCUCUGGCCAGCGGGAUCCUGGUGUCUUCAUCCUACGAUCUCACGGUCAGAAUGUACAACGUGGAGAGCGGAGAGCAGGUCAAAGUCCUCACCGGACACCAGGACCAGAUCUUUGGCAUGGCGUGGAGCCCAGAUGGAAAGCUCCUGGCCACAGUGUGCAAAGACGGGAAAGUUCGCAUCUAUGACCCCCGCAAGUCCGAUGCACCUGUGCAGGAGGGCCCAGGUCCUGAGGGCCACAGGGGAGCUCGUGCGGUGUGGGUCUGUGAGGGAAAGUACCUGUUGGUGUCAGGAUUUGACAGUCACAGUGAGAGAAUACUCUACCUGUACUCUGCCGACUCCCUGUCCUCCGGAGCCAUAGCCAGCACCACCAUAGACAUCUCCCCGUCUACACUCAUCCCUUUCUACGACCCCGACACCAGUGUGCUCAUUCUCACUGCAAAAGGUGACACCAGAGUGCACAUUUACGAGAUAGUCCCUGAAGAUCCCUACUUUAUGGCGUGCAGCAGUUUCAACUCUCCCGAGCCACACAAGGGCUUGGCCUUCCUGCCCAAGUCAGAGUGCAACGUGCGUGAUGUGGAGGUCGCUGUGGGACUGUUGCUCAACAAGACAACCAUAGAGCCGGUGGCCUUCAGAGUGCCGCGGGUCAAGAAAGAGUUUUUCCAGGACGACGUGUACACCGACACCGCAGUCUGUUGGGAAGCGGCGCUGACUGCCUCUGCCUGGCUGUCUGGCUCCAACGGACAACACAAGAAGAUCAGCCUGAAGCCAAAAGAUAUGACGCCAGUGAGUGAGGCCCCCAAAGAGGCUCCCGUUAGGAAAUACGUGCCCUCAUCUGUUUACCUGGAGGCCAAGACUGAUGAACAGAAGAAAGAGGAGCUGCUCAGCGCCAUGGUGGCUAAGCUGGGGAACAUGGACGACCCGCUGCCACAGGAGUCCUUCGAGGGGGUCGACGAGGACGAGUGGGAUGACUAGAGGAGGACCCCAUCUUGCCUUUCACGGUGCCAACAGCAGAGAGAAGAGAACAGAUCACCUGUCAAGCUACGCUGCCAUCUUUGUGUGUGCGAUGGUGCCACCCACACGUCCUCCGAGCUUAAUCAGCCAACAUCUCAGCCUAUACUGCACGCACAAAAGAAUACUCUACAAUGUGAAAGUAUAAAUGAUGACAACAAUAACUAUAACGCCCUUCUGAUAUCCGUAUGUAUCACAAUAUCUGUAAAGGUUUGGAAGAUCAAAUGUCAUGUUGUCUAGUUUGGUGUUCAUCAUAUCCGACUGCAUGAAAUUUGAUAUGAAAAUCAUUUUCAGCUUAAAUAUUUAAUCCUGGGAUCAAAUCUGACAUAGUAUGUUAUGUUGACGUAGACUACAAAAUGAUGUCACACUAUUCAUGAUAUUUUGAUGAAUGAAAUCUCACCAUACAGGAUAAUACAACCGUAAAUAUAGUCUAUUGAAAUCAUACAUCAGGACACCUCAAACAUAUUUCUCGUCUGUGCAAAAGGUGAAUUAAACGGAAGGCAAUCACAGCAAUAAUACUUCUGCUUCAUGUUAAAGUAUUUUAGCACAGCUUCUCUUUUUGUGGGACCGUGGUUUAAGCAUGAUAACCCACUCUGAGGUGUCCUGAUAUAUAAAAUAAUGGCUUCCUGUUGUGCCCAGUCUGUUAUUUUUUCUGAUAUUAAGAUACCAGGUUGUUAUCUGUGUGCACAUUUACCUCCGCUGCUUGCUUUUUUUUUUACUGGCCAGUCAUGUGAGCACGCUCAGUCACAAUGUGUCUUUUGAUGAAGAUUAAUGAUCUCACUGAACAAGUGAAUAUCGUACAUCUGAUAUAAAAAACAACAACCCUCGUCUUCCUGUUUGAUCAGGUGAAACACACACGAUUACUGUAACAUGUUCCAGCCUUCAACAGCAAAAAAAAAACACACACUGAGGAUACAACAGGGUCACCAGUGUUCAUGUUUGGCCAUGAACUGGAAUUUCUUACGACGACAACAUUAAGUUCACUUUGUCUUUGUUUGCCAAUGAAAUGCCAUUUUAAUAACAAUAAUAUGUUACUUUAUUUCUACAAGUUAUAGGUUUGAUGGACCAUCCGGUAGUCUUAUAAUAGUCGUAUAAGUAGAGGUUAAAGGUUAAUGAAAGUGGGAUGUUAUGCAUUAAAAGCCAAACCACCUCCUUUUUGGAGUUUUUAAAGGGGCCUUUGUAUACUCUGAGAUGAUUCCUUUCUUUCUUUCUUUCUUUCUUUUUUGCUGGGCAACUUUUUAAUUAUGAUCUUUUGUUGGUUUUCAGACUGUUUGGGGAUAUUCCUCACUUAAAUGAGCUAAUUUUUCUUAUCUAAUGUUUACUAAUAGUUAGUCAUCAUGGUGUUAAUUAACACAAUAACAGUACAGUAUUAAUAACUUGCAAUGCAGCCAUAACAGGUAUCAUGUAAUUUUCCAAUCAGGGUUACAGCAAUAUCGCCAAUUAAUGCAGGCUAGAACCCACCAUUGAUGUUUGAACAGGUGCAGGUGUUGUUGGUGUUUGUGUGACGUUACACUGUAUGUGCUUGUGAUUCUCCCAACGCCAUACUUUGUAAUACAUGUAUUGGAUUAACUUGCCUUCCAUUGUGUUAAAAAAAGAACUUCCUUUUUAUACACUGAGUAAUGGUUUUGUCUGUCGUACUUGAGGAAUGGUUUGUGGAUUUUUUUUUUUAAAUAUUGUCUCGCAAUAAACACGAUUUUGAACCCAA